This is a messenger RNA of Oppiella nova, 277 nucleotides long. The record is from the annotation of a GenBank genome assembly. Lineage: Eukaryota; Metazoa; Arthropoda; Arachnida; Sarcoptiformes; Oppiidae.
UCUGUUGUUUACUAAAUACUAUUAUGUCACUCUUUUAUAUAUGUUAUGGUUGAUCAUUGACCGAAAUGUGUGUAAUCAAGGAGGGCGAAUUAAUUAUUGGGUCCGAAAGUGGGCUCUUUGGAGACAUUACGCCAAUUAUUUCCCACUCAAGUUAAUUAAAACAACAGAUAUAGACCCGAAUAAGAACUACAUCUUCGGGUGUCAUCCGCACGGAAUCCUUUGUUUCUCAUAUUUCGGUGCCUGUUCUGCCACUAAACCAAGUAUGGAAUGGUUGUUG